Molecule: messenger RNA, 1383 nt
Organism: Lotus japonicus
Lineage: Eukaryota; Viridiplantae; Streptophyta; Magnoliopsida; Fabales; Fabaceae
Exons: 5
Coding region: 1-1347 (448 amino acids)
Source: RefSeq, a predicted model, not a curated record
AUGGAUCCCAACAAUCACCAUUUCAACACCCAGAAUUCUUCAAACAACCCAUUUUACAACCAAAAUCACAACAACUAUGAAGAUCCAAAUCAAAUCUCUUACCAACGUCCUCAAAAUCCCACCAAUUAUCAAGUCCCACAUCAAUUCUUCAACCAACAUCCUCAAAAUCCAAACUAUUAUCAAGUCCCACAAAAUUUUAACCAGUCAUCAAUUGUUCCAAACUCUCAUCCAUCUUAUGGAUCUGUGAGAUAUUCAUCUCAAACACCCCAGUCUAGUGGGUAUAUGCCAGUGGUUCCUGAAAAUUUUCCGAGUGUUGAUGUACCGGAAUUUCCGGAAUUUUCAACACAAGUCAAUCUUGGUGGCGGGUCAGCUGGUAAUAAAGUCAAUGAAAUCACUCAUAAGAGCAAAAAAGCCCAUUCACCCGCAUGGAACACUGCACAAAAUCUAGUGCUAAUUAGUGGGUGGAUUAAUUGUGGAACAAGCAGUGUUGUCGGAAGAAACCAGAAAGGAGAAACAUUUUGGAGAGAUAUUGCUGAGUAUUGUAAUGAGCAUUGCUCAUUCGAUCCUCCGCGUGAUUGGGUUGCCUGCCGAAACCGUUGGAAUUAUAUGAACACAAGACCGGGUAAAUGGAUUGGCGCUUAUGAUAGCGCUAAGCGUGAGCAACGAAGCGGUUGGUCGGAGGAUGAUGUUAUCGCAAGAGCGCAGGAAUUAUUCGCAAGUGGGAAGAUUGGUCAAUUUACUUUGAUGGAAGAAUGGCGAAAUACUGGCUCGAGAAGUAGUGGAUCUAAGAGAUCACACGACAUUGCAACUUAUGACCUAUGGAUCUGGCAUGGAAAGACUCCAGCUGUGAAUUUCUUUGUGAAUCAACGUCCCUAUAAUAUGGCAUACUAUCUAGCCGAUGGUAUCUAUCCUUCUUAUCCAACUUUCGUCAAAACGAUUAGACUUCCUCAAAGUGAACCCGAUAAGUUAUUUGCAAAAGUUCAGGAGGGAUGUCGGAAGGACAUCAAACGUGCAUUUGGAGUUCUUCAAGCUCGUUUUAAAAUCAUCCGUGAACCAGCUCACUUGUGGGACAUAGAUGACUUGAGUAUCAUUAUGAGGUCAUGCAUCAUAUUACAUAAUAUGAUUGUUGAGGAUGAACGAGAUUCAUAUGCUCAACGUUGGACCGAUUUUGAGCAAUCUAGGGAAGGUGGAUCUAGUACACAGCAACCAUACUCGACCGAGGUGUUACCUGCUUUUGCAAAUCAUGUGCGUGCUAGAUCCGAGUUGCGUGAUUCAAAUGUUCAUCACGAACUGCAAGCAGAUCUAGUGAAGCACAUCUGGGCAAAGUUUGGAAUGUCUCAGGAUUGAAGAUGAUUUGUAUCGUACUAAUUACGUUAUUUGUGU